Molecule: messenger RNA, 3001 nt
Organism: Diachasmimorpha longicaudata
Lineage: Eukaryota; Metazoa; Arthropoda; Insecta; Hymenoptera; Braconidae
Product: zinc finger protein 595-like
Exons: 6
Coding region: 275-2578 (767 amino acids)
Biological process (GO): regulation of gene expression
Cellular component (GO): nucleus
Source: RefSeq, a predicted model, not a curated record
UUUUCCCUUCGAAAAUUUGUUUGAACUGAAGUUCGUCCUUAGGCUCUCCAAUGAUACGAUAAUCUGUCAAUUCAAAACCCCUGAUAUCUGAUAAUCAACAUAGUCUCCUCUAAAGUGAAUAAAACCCCGAUUAAUCGGCGAUAAUAUGUCGUUCUGUGUCCUAGGUUAGGGACAAUUUUUUUCGGGAGUUUUCCCUCAGAGUGUUGAAUUGUUUUUAAAAAAUAAAUGAAGUGCUGAAUUUUGUUUUAAUUUUGAAACAAAAUAAUCACGAAUUAUGGGAUCGUCACUUCUAGUCUGUCCCAUGUGCUGUGGAGAGACAUUCAACAGUUCCCAGUCACUUAAAUAUCAUUUAUUAAGUAUGACUGAUAAUUUGUACUGUCCGGGAUGCUCGCAAAGAUCCGAGUCUGUUGCUGCACUGAUUCAGCAUCUUGAUGCUUGUGGCACCGGGGAUAAUGUGACUUUCGAAGAGACUGUCAAUGAUGAUAAAAUUGGAGAGGACGAGGUGCUAAUGGAUACCAAUGUCGAACAAAUUCACGAAAGUUUUCUGGCAUCUGUCAACAACGAGGGCAUUAUGAUCGUAGGUGGACCUAGAUCCCUAGAAGUGGACGACGAUGGAGAAAUCAAGGUGGUGCAAAAAAUGGGCAGUGACACCGAAAUGGAGGAGUCUAUUCUCCCUGAUAAUGAGUACGAGGAUCUCGAGAAUAUCGAUGGAAAUGAAAAAAACUCGGAGAAGUCAACGAUCAGCAGGAAAGACACCAGCGAUAACGCCCCUGUCAUCAGUAUUCCAGAGAAGGCAGAUGACACGAGUAACGAUAACGUUAUCGGAAUCUAUACUGAUGAAUCAACUGAAUACUUUAAGGAUCAGGAGAACUUGAUCGAAAUCACUCAGGAUGAGGAUACCAGAGAUAUCGGUGAAGAUGAAUUCAUGAAGAUCGAUGCAACAGCGCUCUACAGUUGUAGCAGUUGUGGUAUGGGUUUCAAUUCGGUGUUAGAUCACAUAAAACAGUACCACGACGGUCAGGAAGUUGUCCUAGAGAUGGCUGACGAGUCACCAACCCUUCCGGAGGAGCCUGCGGUACCCGAAGAGCCAGUGGCAAAGGCCAAGCAGAGGCAGAAGAUGAAUACAAUCAAAACUGAAGAGUGCAUAGACUCGGAGGGAAGACUCUACACAAGAAAAGUGGUGCAGAUCGAGCCUUUUUGGGAUAAAUCCAACCGCCAGGGCGACAAUUCCAAGACAGCUUCGAUGAUAGAAAAGUUCUUUUUUAACACUGAAGGUGUCAAGACCUGUCAAAAACCAGAGCCCCCCGUUCCACCCAAGUUCCACCGUUGCAGCCAGUGUCUGGAGCAGUUCUCCAAACUGACAGAUUUUCGUACGCACGUCUGCCUGAACGGCUCAAACCACUGUGAUCACUGCGACCAAUCAUUUGCAACAGCAAAGGCCCUUCAAAUCCACUCGAAAAUGCACGAAGUGGAUUCCAACGAGCCUGACCGCCAGUUCAUCUGCACCACCUGUGGUACCAAGUUCUCCUCCCAUAAGAGUUUGCGCCUGCACUCUCGUAUGCACGCUCCGGUGCGCGAGAGGCACGUGGAGGCGCCCGAAGGCGACCCAGACGCUACCUUCACGUGCUUCGAAUGUGGAAAAUCCUUCUCCGAGUCCUACAGGAGCGCUCACAUGGCUCUGCAUACAGAAGACUCUGUCACCUGCACGAUAUGCAAUAGAAAAUUUGAUUCUGCUGAUUCUUUAGCAAUGCAUGCAGCUGUACAUCCGGAGCUGGGGAUCUCCGAGCCCCGCAGGAAUCAAGGGAGGAAACCCUGGAAGAAGGCGAAAGCGCCCAGCCACAGUGAGAAUCCUUCGGAGGGGGCCGAGGAGGAAACUGAGGAUGACAAGAGCAAGGACAAGGACAAUGGGGACCUCUCGAAACCUUAUCAGUGCCAGCACUGCGGGAGGAGGUUCACCAGACCUCAUGAGAAGGUGAAACACGAGAGGAUUCACACUGGAGAGAAGCCACAUGCCUGUGAGGUCUGUGGAAAAACUUUCCGUGUCUCUUACUGCCUGACCCUUCACAUGAGGACGCACACAGGGGUCCGGCCCUACGAGUGUAAACAUUGUGGCAAACGCUUCAAAGCCUCAUCAGUUUACAAUCAUCACUUGCUUACCCACGGCGAGGAGAGGGCGUAUAAAUGUCCGUUCUGUGUGAAGACAUUUAAAACCCGUGUGCAAUUAGCUGGUCACAAAAAUAGUCACACUAAACCAUUCAGGUGUACCGAGUGCUCGAGGCCAUUUGCCUCGUUAUACGCCGCCAGGGCCCACAUCGCCACCCACAAGAAAGACAACAAUUUGAAAUUCAGUUGCUAUAUCUGCGGUGCCUCCUACGGGCGUGCAUUCGCUCUCAAUGAUCACAUGAAGGUCCAUGGCAGUGAGGCGGUUGCAACCCCGGAGCCUGCACGCGAGGAAGUUAUCCAUGAGGACUUUCUCCUCGAGGAGGACAUAACUGAGCAGGAGCUCAGUCAGGAAAUCAAUCCCGAUUUGCAAUUGAAUGAAAAUGGUUUGAUCAAGAAAUUCGUGGACUGUGAUUGAGAUAAUUAUUGUUUGUGCGGGGAGAAAGGAAUUUUUUCAAAAGUCUCCUAAAUAAUUUUGGGAACAAUGGAUUCCGCCGAGGAGUCGAAAGAGCUGGGGACCUUCGAUAAUAUAGUUUGCGAAAACGGGACUGAUCGCUUAUUGUAGAACUUUUCACGAGAAUUUUUAUCCUAUUUUGAGAAAUAUUUCUAGCACAUUUAGCUUGCAAACAAAAAUAUUUUCCAAUUGUGUCAAAAAACAUCUAAAUAAAGUGGGCCCAAUCUCGUUUUCGAGGUCAAUGACGGCCGAAUUCUGUCGAAGGUUCAAUCACUGCUUGUUUAGACGAAUUAUUGUAUUUUUAGUUGUGUACUCAAUUACCUUGGACUGGAAUUUUAACGAUUCUUUUCAUCCAAGUGCCCUUAAUAAAUUUAUAAUGCGAUCAAA